ACGUGACCUUAUUAUCAUAGUCGCCAUUUUGCCGACAAGAGAAAGCGAAAAGAAAGCCCUCGAAAAAAUCCUGUAAAAUCUCAGCCAAAUAUUCAUUUAGGUUUUAUCAUAGUUAAGGAUUUUUCUACCCAGACGAACGGACCGCAGUAAGUUGGAAGUUUCAUUUGCUAAGCGUAUAAUUCUUCUGAGUUAAUCAUUAGUCAACGGCCUUUUGUUUUCAUGUCACGUCUUGCAGAAAUUAGAUGAUUUUUACAAAUUAUAACUUGUGGAAGUGAAUAUUAUUGUUAUUAUUUCAUAGAUACUCUUGAUUUCUUAGCUAUGCUGUUUUUGAGAAAAAUUUGACGUCUUAUUUUACCUAGCACCAACAUUCUUUUGUUGCAAUGCAAAAAUUUAUGUUACUAGCUUUAAAUUUAUAUUUGGGAAACCUGAAUCAUAAUAUUUCAUAUAUAUUAUAUUUAUUUAUUUAAUCUCUUUGUUUGCUGUUAGAUUGAAUAAUCAUUAAAAAUACUGAUAGUGUUCUUAUACCCUGAAGGGCAAUUGUGAUUCAUAAGUAUUCUUCACUUAAACUAUACUCUCAAAUCAUUGAUUUAUCAAAAUAUAGUAAAUGUUUCGAUUACAGCUAGCUCGGACCGUUCUUUUGGGCGACAAAAAGCGCAAUUCAAAUGAUUCAUUUCGGACGAUGUCUACAAACAGCGGGUUAGGCUCCGGCCAGGGGAAAAAUAAAGGAAAAUAUACUAGUUACAACAUAAAUUCAAUUUAUAAGGGAACUAGCGUACCACAACAAAAAUCUUCAACCGGACAAAGACAACAUGGCAUGCAAAGUUUGGGCAAAGUUGCCAGUACAAGGCGUAUGCCUCCGCCAGCUCAAUUGCCCAGCUUAAAGAGUGAAAGUUUUGGCAACGAUCCGAACAUAACUUUAGUACCGACAGGCAGAUCAGGAUGGGGCGAAAAAACCGCUCCGAAUCAACCGACGACUACGGAACAGAGUCGUUCACCAGUUCAAUCGUCAUCCACCACGAAACCGACAGAUUCGUCUCAAGUAUCCUCCGUAUCAUCUUCUCAACCGAUCCAGCAACCACCCGCCCCUACGAGCGUUGCUGCAUCUGUGGCGGUAUCAAGCCCGGCCCAGUCAGUUCAAAAGUCGUGGAGCAGUGUUACAAUAGGAAACAGGAAAAUGAAUAUUCAUGGAAAUCGCUUCGAUCAACAGUCGGCAGCCUUUGCCCAAGAAUUUCCCACGUUGGAUACAGAAAAGGAGGACGAGGAAAAUGCUGGUCCGAGUUUACGUCCACAAAAUGUAGCAGUCUGGAGAGGCGGCGGUGGAAGGGUCAUGGGAAGUGGAGGAGAGGAAGACGGUUCAAAUGGAGAUGUCAGUGCCCCGGACCGCCACCGGAUUCCAUCGGUUGAGGACGAUGGUAGUGGUUUGCAGCAAAUGCAAAGGAACAUGAUGCCGUCAAAUAUGCAGGGGAAUUAUGGAAGGCAUAUGAUAAUGUCUCAAUCAUUCAACCCCCCUAGACAUUAUAACUAUCCAAUGCAGGGUGUUAGAAGCUCGCAUUUUUCACAAACUCAUUUUGAACCAAGGCAAUUCAGUGCUAAAGAUGAACACGGCCCAACUAUAGUUAAAGAAAAAGAAAUUGAGGAACUUGGUAAAAAAGCUGAAAGCAGUGGAGAGGGAAAAUGGGCUGAUCAAGGAGGAGAAGUAGAUUAUAGCGAAAAACUCGUGUUUAGCGAUGAAGAAGAAGAAAAUGAUGUUAAAAGUAAAAAGGAGCCUGAAGCUAUUAGCAAUCGUCAAGAGAUCCCUAAGCGGCCGACAAAUGCUGUUUCACGAGAAGCCUGGGCUCCACAAUACGGAAUGAGACAAUCAAUGCCUGACAGGCAUUGGGCAAACGCUUAUUAUCCAAUGCCAUCUCCUCAAGUACCUUCUAACGCGGACCUCGAUAAUGAAGAUGACAAGUAUUAUAAUGAGAAAAGGAAAGCUCAAAGGGAACAUUUCGAUGAAAAUGUCACAAGAGCACGAAAAAGAAAAGAAGAACUUGUUAAGAAAAAACAAUCAAGCGAGGAAUAUUCAACCUCGGAUGGACGAGAUCGCACCUUCAGUGAUGGCAGCGACAAAUCUAAAGGAAAGAGCACUGGAUCAAAGUCUGGAUCGCAAAGAUACCAAAGACAAGACCCUAAUUUCAAUUCAGGAUCCCGAGGUGGAUGGUCAGGGUCAGUUUGGCAUCAAAACAAUCCAAGUGGUGGACGUCAAAUUAGUUCUCACCAAGGCGAUCAAUCUGACAAUUAUCGUGAAGAGGGUGCCAGUUUUCAACAAGAUCCAUUUGAUGAGGAUAGGCGGACAGUAUUGCUAAGAAAGCCAGCCUCAAAUGAUAAAAAAGAAAACAGAAAACCCAAAGAGGACAGUCGAAACAAGUCAGGAGACUCGAAAGCUAAGGGACAUAUAGCACCGGUUCCAGUACCUCAAUCUGGAACAGAGCUUGAGACAUACAGAGGCAAACUGACGUCUCUAAAAUUUAAAACCUCAGCGACCUCAGAGAGAAAGCAGCUUGAUUCUGAGAAAAGAAAUACUGAGAAGAAAGUUAAAGAACCUCGGGAAACUUCCAAGAGGGAGCAAUCAGAAAAAGUCACUGGACCCGUUUCCAAAGAUUCACCUAAGAAGGAGGAAAAAAAUGAACAAAAAGAAAGGAGGGAAGAAGAAAAAGAGAGGAAAAAAUCUGAAAGACGUCUUUUUAAAAGACAGAAAGACGAACAAAAUACGAAGUCAACAGCAGAAUCAACAGAUAAAAACGGAGGUCGUGGCUCCAAUCGGGCUCGUCGUGGCUCUAGUCGAGGCAAUAGUGCCAAUACAUAUUAUGAAUCAAGACAGAGUUACGGCAGAGGGAGAGAAUUUGUUAGAGGAGGUCGGGCAAGGCCAGCCACAUAUAGUGCUAGUGCUUCUAGUAGACGUCGUCGAGACUAUAAUAAUUACUAUUAUGAGCCUGAAUGGCCAGAGCCUAGCCCAGCACCUAAAAGAAGAGAAAGAAAGACGAAAGAUUCUGAUAAAGGAGAACGAUCCCAAAAACCGAAAUCGGAACGAAAUAAAGUUGAGAAAUCGGAAAAAUCUACACAUAGAGAUGCCGAUGUUAAAACUAAAGAUGAAGAAAAAGAAAAGAAGAUUGCUGAUAAGCCCAAAGAUGAUUUUGUUGUAAGAGGAGAGCCCAGUAGGCGUGGCAGGGGUAAUGGUAGAGGCUUUCGCGGAAGUAGGUCAGAUCGAGGCCGAAAUAACGAAGAAACGAGAGAGCCUGUAUCCACAAGAAAUUCGAAAUCAGUAAAAGAUUCUGGAAGAAGUGGAGGACGUUCUGGCAGAGGUAAAAAUACUUCUGAAAGACGUGGAGGUGGUCGCUCUUCUAAGAAUUCCGUUAAGAAACAAUCAUCGCAUGACGUUGAUGAAUGGGAAACUGCGUCAGAAAGUAGCGUUGCAGGUGGGGAAAAAAAACAAAGAGAUAUUGGAGGCGAUAAAGAAUCUGCUGGAGGAAAGAAAACAUUCACUAGCCAGCGUCCCCCAAACGGGAUAGCGGGAAACGGUAAGCGCGGCAGCCGUGGCCCGCUCCAAACAGAUGCCGCCGUCUCUCGGAUAAGAGAACAAAUCCGACAAAACCCCUCUACUUCUGUUAAUUCGUCUGCUACAACAAACGCACCAAGUCAGAGUAUGGGAAAUAAAGUAGAUGCUUUGGCAAAUAUUGAUUUAAACAAUAUAGCUUCAGUAGUUGUUGUGGACCAAAUUCCAGACGGUGGGGGAGUAGAAGAGGAUGGAGAUUUAGAUGGCGAUGGCGAUUUUCAAAGAGUAACAUAUAAAAAACAACCAAAAGCUAAAGGACAAUCAGUAGAAUUACAACCUCAACCCGUCAAAAAAGAGAAGAAAGAUGUAGCAACGAAGACAAAAUCUAAAACGGAGACGAAAAGAUUGACCAAGUUACCUCCAAGAUUAAGACCAAAAGGAAAAAAAAAAACUGAGAAACCGCCGAAAGUUGAGUCCAAGUCACCCACUCAACAGCCACAACCAGUUACACCAGUAGUUGUGAGCACAAGCAGUAGUAGCACAACUCCUAUAGUGAUGCCUAAAAUUGAAACUUGGGAUAACAACAUGGCGGUGAACAUCCCUAAUACCGCCACGUCAACGUCAAACUCAACCAAUACAACUAUUCAGCAGCUUGCUCCUGCUCCAGCAGUUAAUGCUUGGGAUAAACCAAUUAAAUUUCACACUGUUAAAGAAGAAUCACCGAAGAGUAAACCUGAAAAGGUGGAACCUACCGAAAAAGUCUCUUCAAAAUCUGGAAAUUCGACAAAGCAACAAGGAGAAAGUGGACAAAAGAAAUUAAAAAAUUCAAGACCACCAAGACCACCAAGAAUGACGAAAACCAGAAGAAGUGACGAAAAGAAGAAAACUAACAAAAUUGCUCCUAUUGUACUGCCUGAUAAUUUCAAUGACUCUUCGAACGUCGGUACGUUCACCUUUGGUUCAACAAUCAGCGAAGAAAAAGAAAAAGUUGUAGAAGAAGUCAAGUCAAAAGGGGAGGAAAAAGUUCCCAGAGGCGAGUCUCCAAAUGAUGAAAUAUUAAAAUCAAAUAUUGCGGCUGUGAAAACUGUUUGGGAAAAGGAUUGUUUCUAUCAGCCAACGACCGUAUCAACAACUGUAGCUGAAACAAAAGUAGAAGCUUCGAAUGCUGGUGUAAUAAAUAGCGCCUUGGCAGUGGUGUCAGCACCGCAACCGGCGUACGAUGUAACACCGUCUUUGAAAUCUCCUCACACUGUUGCUGGUGAACCGACAAAUGUCUGUAAAGUUCGACCGCAGCCCGUGCCUAUGACGAGCUCAACAACAGUAUCGCCUCCGAUUCCUUCACAAGUACAGUACUUUCAGCAUCCGCAAACGCAAGCAAAUGCUUAUCAACCACCAACGUUUCCGGCACCACCUCAACAAACAACUACAGCAAAUGUCUAUCCUCAAGAAUUCUAUCAAUACAGACAACCUCAACAACCCCAGCAAGCACCUGCUCCGCAUUUUGGAAAGUCUCCAGCUCUUUCAUAUGGACAGUUAGUAAACAGUGCGCCACAACAAACGCAAUUACUUUUGCAGUAUGACACUGGACAGCCUUUAAAUCAUAAUAACCAACACUCAAAUAUAAUUGGGUCUAAUUUGGUUCGACAUAUUCCUCCACCUCACCACAGUUCUUACUAUUCCCCAACUACUCCGUUUUAUCAACAGCCUGGGGGUAAUUCUAUUCAGGCUCCAAUUCAACAACUAUCUGCUACCCAAUACAAUUUUACCUCUCCGUUCUCUCACCAAACUCUACAACAACAGCAAAUGCAAAAGCAGCAUCAUCACCAACAGGCUUUUUCUUUGAAAUCUCCCCCUAUACAAACUCAUCAGCCAUCUCUUUUCGGAUCGGUAUCCACUUCUUCUGCCGGAGUAUCUCAUUCGACAAAUGUUUAUAAUGCAAAUGCAUUUCCAACGACAAAGCCUCCUCCUAUGCCCCAGUCCAUGCAUGCUACAAAUAUUAACAUACCACCACCAAACUAUCAUCGACCCCAAAGAGUUACACCAAGAGGUAACGGUGCAGGAAUGAUGAGACCAGGAACGUUGAUGAUGAAUAUGGGAAAUACGCAAAGAGUACCUUUUUCAUUGACUCCACAACAACGUGCCACUGGUCAUUUCCGAAAUCAUCCGCAGAAUCCUCCCUCAACAGGUGGUUCUUCUCUAAUAAAAGAACAACAAGCUCGACAGCGACGAGAGCUGCUCCAACACGCACAAAACUUCCUGAAUACAACUCCUGGAACAUCUAAUAUAGCUUCAGAAGAGACUGUCCCCGAAAUUGCUGAAAAAGUAGACGAUGUUGUGGCGGCUCCUGUCGAAAUUGAAACCGCUUUAGCUGAAAUUGAUUCAACUCCAGUUGAGACUCAAUUACCGAGCACUGAAACAAAAUUGGCGUCAAACUAG
This is a messenger RNA of Dimorphilus gyrociliatus, 5968 nucleotides long. The record is from the annotation of a GenBank genome assembly. NCBI's taxonomy places the organism in Eukaryota, Metazoa, Annelida, Polychaeta, Dinophilidae.